This is a messenger RNA of Macrosiphum euphorbiae (potato aphid), 1833 nucleotides long. The record is from the annotation of a GenBank genome assembly. NCBI's taxonomy places the organism in Eukaryota, Metazoa, Arthropoda, Insecta, Hemiptera, Aphididae.
AUGCAAGCAGCAAAACAUCUACUCGGGUCAAUUGUCAUUGCGUCACGUCUUGCACUACGACAGUCGUCAGCCAUGGGCGCUAUGGCUGUCCGAACGAAGAGUACCAAGGUCCAAAGUUCAUCAGGAUGUGGUUCACCUAGUCACUUAAAGAACAUCGGAUUUGACCUCCCAUUUUGGGAUUCGACAUCAUCUAGUAAUCGUGAGUCAACGCUAAAACCCCCAUCGGUUGGCUGUGGAUCGUCACCGAAACCUCCGGCUGGUGGCUGCGGUUCACCACCUAAACCUCCGUCUGGUGGCUGUGGAUCGCCACCAAAACCUCCAUCUGGAGGCUGUGGAUCGCCACCAAAACCUCCGUCUGGUGGCUGCGGAUCACCACCUAAACCUCCUGCUGGUGGCUGCGGAUCACCACCUAAACCUCCGUCUGGUGGCUGUGGAUCGCCACCAAAAACUCCAUCUGGAGGCUGUGGAUCGCCACCAAACCUCGUCUGUGGCUGCGGAUCACCACCGAAACCUCCGGCUGGUGGCUGCGGAUCACCACCGAAACCUCCGGCUGGUGGCUGCGGAUCACCACCUAAACCUCCGACAGGUGGCUGUGGAUCGCCACCAAAACCUAAAUCUGGUGGCUGUGGAUCGCCACCAAAACCUCCAUCUGGUGGCUGUGGAUCACCACCCAAACUUACGUCUGGAGGCUGUGGUUCGCCACCGACACCACCAACUGGUGGCUGUGGAGCGCCACCAAAACUUAUGUCCGGGGGUUGUAGAUCGCCACCAAAAAUUACGUCUGGAGGCUGCGGAUCGCCACCAAAUCCUUCACUUGUUGGCUGUGGAGCGCCACCAAAACUGACGUCCGGGGGUUGUGGAUCACCAAAAAAACUCAAAUCUGGGGGCUGCGGAUCACCACCAAAUCCUCUAACUGUUGGCUGUGGAGCGCCACCAAAACUAACGUCUGGAGGCUGCGGAUCACGGCCAAAACCUCCUACAGGUGGCUGUGGUUCGCUACCAAAACCUCCGUCUGGUGGCUGCGGAUCACCACCUAAACCUCCGGCUGGUGGCUGCGGAUCACCACCGAAACCUCCGUCUGGUGGCUGUGGAUCGCCACCAAAAACUCCAUCUGGAGGCUGUGGAUCGCCACCAAAACCUCCGUCUGGUGGCUGCGGAUCACCACCGAAACCUCCGGCUGGUGGCUGCGGAUCACCACCGAAACCUCCGGCUGGUGGCUGCGGAUCACCACCUAAACCUCCAACUAGUGGCUGUAGUUCCCCACCAAAACCGCCAACUGGUGGCUGUGGAUCACCACCGAAACCUCCGGCUGGUGGCUGCGGAUCACCACCUAAACCUCCAACUAGUGGCUGUAGUUCCCCACCAAAACCGCCAACUGGUGGCUGUGGAUCGUCGCCGAAACCUCAGACAGGUGGUUGUGGAUCGCCACCAAAACCUCCAACAGGUGGUUGUGGAUCGCCACCGAAACCUCCGACAGGUGGCUGUGGUUCGACACCAAAACCUCCGACAGGUGGCUGUGGAUCGCCACCAAAACCUCCGACUGGUGGCUGUGGAUCACAACCGAAACCUGCAUCUGGUGAUUGUGAGUCUACCCAGAAAUCUAAGAAUGGAGGAUUUUGGUCAAUGUGGAAAUCCUCGCCGAAACCUCCGACUGGAGGAUGUACAUCACCGCCGAAACCCCCAUCUGGUGGAUGUGGGUCAACCCAAAAACCUAAAUCUGGAAGUUGUGGAUCGUCACCGAAACCUCCGACUGGAGGAUGUGGGACAUCUAAGAAACCACCUUCUAGUGGCUGCGGAUCACCACCGAUACCAGUACCGUCAGUCAAAAAAUAA